GCACAACUCAGUCCGUCUACUUGUCGAGCACUCGGCCAUUUUCUCUGCUCAGUUGUGUCCGUAGAUUGUCCCGUGCCAGUUAUUAGGGGACCGCGUUGAAGUAGAACUAGCACUUUGCUCGGAUUGGGUUACACAACGAACCUACAUCGAAUUAUAAUACUACUAACAUUUUGUUCUGUUGUUUUCGUUAACUAUUUACAAUGAGUGAAAAUUCUAGCGUGAACAACACGCAAAGCAUAGCGGACUACCUGGCGCAGCUACUGAAAGAUAGAAAACAAGUGACCGCCUUCCCGAAUGUCUUCAUGCACGUGGAAAGGCUCAUUGAUGAAGAGAUAGCGAAGGUGCGGUCGAGUUUGUUCCAGCUGAAUGGCGUGAAGACUGAACCACUGGUGUUGCCCGAAGCACAGGGCCCGCCCAUCACGCUCAACGAAAAGGUCUUUGUGCCCAUCAAAGAACAUCCAGAAUUCAAUUUUGUUGGAAGAAUAUUGGGCCCAAGAGGAAUGACAGCGAAACAGUUAGAACAAGAGACUGGUUGUAAAAUAAUGGUUCGGGGUAAAGGUUCAAUGAGAGAUAAAAAGAAAGAGGAACUGAACAGAGGAAAGCCAAAUUGGGAGCACCUGAGCGAGGAGCUGCAUGUUCUAAUAUCGGUUGACGACACAGAAAACCGAGCCAAACUCAAGCUACAAAGAGCUGUAGAUGAAGUCAAGAAACUACUUGUCCCUCAAGCUGACGGUGAGGAUGAGCUGAAGAAAAGGCAGCUGAUGGAGUUGGCUAUCAUUAACGCCUGCGACGAGGAGUGGCGACGCAUGGCACUGACCGCGGCCGCAGCCGAGACGCAGCGACUCAUGUCGCCUGGCAUGCCCGGCUUGGCGACUCCACUUCGCACACCCACCGCGACGCCGCUCGGCGCGCCGCUCAUCCUGUCGCCGAGAAUCCCGGUGCCAACCACGGCCGCCUCCAUCCUCAACGGGUCGGGGCCUCCCGGUCAGCUGUUGUCGGCCGCCGACGCCCAUGGUCUCAUCUACACGCCCUACCCGAGCUACACCGACUACUCGGCGCUCACCGGGUCGCCUCUGCUCACCGAGUACACCGCCGCCGACCAUUCGGGAGCAGCAGCAGCAGCAGUGGCCGCUGCGGCUGGCGUUGCUAAGCAACGGAGACAUUUGGGUCAGAUCCGCGACCACCCUUAUCAAAGGGCCGGCGCGCUCGCAUGAAAUUUCCUUUACGGUCUCCCUGAUCCCUAAAAGGCUUGGAGCUAACCGUAACCAACUGUGCACGCUGGCCAAUCUAACAAGUUGCUCGUACGCGCGAGCUCAUGUGCGUUCGUUCGCUCGCUCUCGCUCCGCCUCCUCUUCACACACACAACAGCCGCCUCUGGCUCUCUCUCUCUCUCUUAAGCAGGAGAGAAUCAUUGUGGUACAUAGAUUUUAAAGGUUUUUCUGUUAAAAUAUCAGUAUGGCACUUUCUUUUUCUAUUCAUUUUUUCAAUAGAAACUAUUGCAAGAAAUUGAUAUUAUUUUCCAAACAAACUUGAUAUUAAACUUGAAAUUUCACAGACUAUUCUUAUUAUAAAUGUGUUCAUUCACGAAUAAGAUACUAACAAACCUUAUUAAAUGAUAUUGUCAAAUUGUAAAUAAAUUUUAAGGAUUUUACAAUUUUUUAUUUACAUUUUUGAAUCCUACAUAAGGAUAAAAGUGUCUAAUAUAUUUUUCAAAUCAUCACCAUGAUCAUUAUUUUGUUAUGAGAAGCUAUUAUAUACAUAGAAAAAGAAUGUGCUGUACUUGGGAGAAGUAUGAAAAUUAUUAUUCAAUACUGUACAAAGCAGCAUAAUAUAAUUUGUAGUUUGAAUACUUAAUAGCCUAAGUAAUUAUGCACUUCCAGAAAUAAUAUUGUAACUUAGCUCAUUGUUGUUUUGUGCGCAUUUAUUUUUCUCUUAAUAACGAUUUUAUUCAAAAGUAAUAAUGCCCUAAAGAUUAAAACGUUGUCAGUCUUCUCAUCUUUUGCAUGACACUGUUAUAAAUUAAUAAUCAUUUAGAAGUUUAAUGUUAAUAACUAUCACAUUGUUAUUUAGCAUGAUAUUGAAUUAUUUUAUAUUUUCUGAGCUAAUACAUUAAUGAAUAGAUCUAUUUUUUCAAUUAAUGUUCCCGGAAAACGAUGGAACACUUUAGCGUACUUAAAAACGAAAAAAUAUGUUUCAAAUGUUCUAAAUUUAUACUGGUGUAUUUUUCCUGUUGUAUUCAUCAGAUAUAUUCAUAUUUUUAAAUCUCCAAUAUUAUGAGCCCAAUUGUAAAAUAUAUUUCAUGAAAAUGAUUUUUCAUUUUCACUUUUCUUCAAGAAAACUUUUUUGUUAGAUUCACUCUCUACUGUGAGUACUAUUGUCGAAUCAUAGAGCUGCUAUGAUAUUCUAUUUUAUUGAAUAUCAUUUAGUCAGGUUGUGAGAGUGCCAUUGCCAUGCACUGCACUGCACAGGGUAUUUCACAAAGUACUAUAACUUAUUUAGCUUGUGAAUAUGUUUCUCUAGAAUUUCUUAAUCAAUCUUUGAUCAAAGUACUGAUCAAAUUAAAUGGUAAUAACAUAUUGACAGCUUUAAAUGCGAAACAAGUUUAUGAGAUUUUUACUUGUUGUUGAAAUCAAAAAUAAUUUGUUUAUAGAUAUAUAUUUAUUAUUUGUUUUUAGUUAUUUUAGUUCUAUUCAAAUGUAAUACUUGAAUAUAUUGUUAGUCCGUAUUAUAAAUAUUUGCCUUAACUGCAACAUUAUGUAAAGACUGUGAGAAAGGUAUUCUUUUUGAAAUAUGAAUCACCUAGAAGAAUCACGUAUUCUCUUAAGAAAUAUGAUUCACCUACAAGAAUCGUCACAUAGAAUUCUAGAAUACUGAUCGAUAUCAAUGUUAUUAUUAAUGUCCUUGAAGAAUAGAUUUUUAUUUUCGAAUUUUAUAGUAUCUUACAUGAAAACUUUUCACAGCAAAAAUUUCAUUUACAUUUUCAUUUUGUCUUAAUAUCUCUAAAAGAUUUUUCCGUCGCAAAGAUUAUUCUUGCAGCUUUUCAAUUCUCUACGUUAUAGUUCAAAAGUCUAUUGUUGAAGGUUCAGAAAUCUUGAAAAAGAAAACAAUAUUAGAUUUUUGUGUGUGCCAUUAUAUCUUCAACCCAUUUUUAAUGUUUUCCUGCGAGUUGGUUUCGUUAAUUUAAAAAAGUGAAUUUACAGUAAAAUAUAAUAGGAACAAUUUAUUCAAUUUCAAACUUGAAAUGUAUCGUAGUAAUAAUUUUUGUUAUUUACCAAUCACAAUCUGUACAUUUUCAAAUAAAAUUACUAGUUGAGUCAUGAUAUACCUCACGAUACUGCCUCAUUGUAAAUAUUGACAGAAUAUCAUCAAUAGGCAGCUUGACAAUACUAGAACAAUCAACAGACCUGCUCAUAAAUGCUCAAUCAAUAAUUGAAACAUGGCAGUUGCCCACUCAUUCUCGUAUAGCCUACACAUCAACAAUCCAAAGUCAAUUCUGUAAACUCUGUGAAUAAUUUCGAACGAAUAGUAUUUUGAGAUUAUUUUAUCCUGUCGCAAAUCAUGAACGAACAAAAUAGGCUAUAAAUAGCCUGAAGUGAACUUCACUUGAGGCGAAGAAUUUGAUCCAUCCAAUUUAUUACAGUAAAUUUCAAGUCUGACAGACAUGUUAUUAUUAGUUUUAGAUGCUGUUCGAUCCUCCCGCAAUGAUAUUGUUUUUUUCAAUAUGGUAGUGAUAUUAUUUUUACAUGAUUUUUAACGUCCAUAUACAUUUAAAAAGAUAUUUCUUAGGCCUACUUGUGUCAUAUUUCAAUCAAGUUGAAUAUUAGUCUUAUGUUUUCUCAGAUAUAUAAAACCAUGACAAUAAAUCAAUUAUUGCAUAGCUUUUAAUUGUGUUGGAGAACAAGUAAUCAUCUACAUAUAUCAAAUUAUUAGAGUAAAUCACUGGAAGAACAUUUAAAAAACACAUACGGUACUAUCAUUAGAAUAGGUAUGCUUUUCCUAGUCUUGAAAAAUUACGUUGUUGGUUCGCAAACAAGAAUAUUGAAACCUCAUCACUAUUUUAGUGAAGUUGUUGGCAGCUAUAGUGUUUAAUGAGUAGGUAUUUAAUUAUUUGAAUGUCACAAAUCAUCGAAUGCUGAGAUUACUCCCUCCAAUAAAAAUUAUUAUAGCAAUUAGAAAACUAUUACCUGUUAUCAAAUUGAAAGUUAUAAGAAAAUUACUGUCCGAUGUGAAAAAAAAUAUUAGCUACUUUUUCCUUUUAUAGUUCAAUAGUUGAACUAUUAUAUUUUGUUGCUCGAAGCUCAGAGCUACUCCAAUAACAUUUAAAAAAUAUAUUUCACAAAGAAGAAAGCCUCCUUUUAGCUCAUGAAGAAGUUCAAAUUCUGGAACUUAAAAGAUCAAUUGCUAUUGCUUCCAUUAAACAAGUUAAUAUUGUCAAUUUUGUUAUAAUGACAACUUUUCUCCAAGAGCCCGACAGGGUUUCGAGAAAUAGUUGAAUAUUCAUUCUAUGAUCUGUCUCAUUUUUGUGAAAGUUUAGUAGUAAAGAGAUUAUAAUACAAUAAUAUUCUAUUGCAAUAAUUCAUUUGAAUUGUUUGUUCAAAUAUUUCUUUUAGUUUGUAAGGCGUUGCCGUAUUUUUUGUGUUAUGUGUUACUAGUGAUGAUAGGUUUUUGUACAAGUGCCAUUGUUAUUCGAAUGGAAUCUCUAUAUUUUUGAACUGGAUCAAUAUUUUGAUAUUUGUAUAUUACAUCUUCAGAGAAAAAUUAAUUUGUACUUUUGUCGUUUAUUUUUAUGGAGCAUAUUUCAACACAUUUUUUUGCAAAUUAUCAUGAAAUAGUUACACUACAAUGUAGAGAAUCCAUUCUUGUAAAUAUUAAUGGAAAAUAUAAAAUCUUUCUUUAUUA
Nilaparvata lugens (brown planthopper) is the source of this 4899-nucleotide messenger RNA. It is a transcript of the gene how, whose product is annotated as protein held out wings. Gene Ontology annotation, cellular component: nucleus. Gene Ontology annotation, biological process: regulation of mRNA splicing, via spliceosome. Gene Ontology annotation, molecular function: mRNA binding. The record is from RefSeq and is a predicted model, not a curated record. The coding region runs from base 201 to 1214 and encodes 337 amino acids. Lineage: Eukaryota; Metazoa; Arthropoda; Insecta; Hemiptera; Delphacidae. The transcript has 8 exons.